CAAGAGUGUCCUACAAGAGUGUCCCAGAAGAGUGUCCCACAAGAGUGUCUUACAAGAGUGUCGUUUGGACAUAUGUAGUUGUUCGAUCGUGUUUGCGUUCGGGUUCGUGGGUUCCAUCUGGUUUUGCGGCGGAAAGGGUUUUUUCGGCGCUUGGAGGCUUCAAAGUAGCACAAAACGACGGUGCUUACACGCCUCCUCCAGGGUUACGCCUGAUUCCCUGCUACCUUUCGUUCACCCCCUCCUCUCUCAAGUAGUAGUAAGGCCAGGAGCCCCUAGUAGCGUCCUUGCUCCUAGUAGCGAUGCCAGGAGCUACUAGUAGCGUCCUUGUGUAUAUAUAUAUAUUCUUUUUUCAGGAGCACGAAUGUUUGGUGACACUUUUUCCCAGAAUCUGAUGAUUUGACAUCUCCUUCUCAAUGGAAUUAUUGCGGAAGACUUUCCACCCCGAACUAAUCUAAUUUGUAAUUUGCGUAGUAUAAACUUUCUUCAGGGUGGAACUCCUCUGCCAAAAUUUCACUGUGAUCCUGUGUAGGAUUAAAGGGCAAAGGGUUGCAGGUCAUGUAUUCACACGCUUGCUACCAACUGUUGUCCUGUCUGUGUAUAUACAAAUACAACCACGAGUAACUGACACACUGACGCAUUUGAGGCCACUACAUUGGGCUUGUGCGAUGUCGGCCUUUAAGCAAUUUGGGUGGCCAGAGCGGCCACUGGUGUGCUUACAUGGGCACGCGCUCGCUGAGAAGGCUGGGUUGCGGAUUGCGGAGGACUUGAAGUUGCCGAUUAGCCAUGAGGAGACGCUCUUCAGCACGCCGGAAGACGUGGAUGCGCUCAUGACCUUAUUCAGCAGUUAUCCGUAUCCCAAGAACAAGGUCUUCAUCCGACGUGGUCAUGGGUUCCUGAUUCUUGCAGACACUGUUGACUCUGCAACGCAGGAGUUGAAAAGCCUUCAGCGGCACUUCGAGAAAUGACUCCUUGAGAGUGCUUCAGAGUAGUUAGCAACUUGGCAUCCAAAGAGGAGGCACGUCCUUUGCAGAAA
This is a messenger RNA of Durusdinium trenchii, 1033 nucleotides long. The record is from the annotation of a GenBank genome assembly. Lineage: Eukaryota; Dinophyceae; Suessiales; Symbiodiniaceae.